Messenger RNA from Phaedon cochleariae (mustard beetle), 1833 nucleotides. NCBI's taxonomy places the organism in Eukaryota, Metazoa, Arthropoda, Insecta, Coleoptera, Chrysomelidae. The record is from the annotation of a GenBank genome assembly.
AUGUCAGUGUAUUCCCAAAGAACUAAGGGCUCUUCAAACCCAUCGCCGUCGCCUAUUCUAAAGAAAUCGAAAAGUCUCAAGAGCAGAUUAAGUGAAAUUCGACAUACUCCUUGCAAAGUAAAGUUUGUUUUGCCGCAUUCACAAAAAGUACGAACAAUUCUACAACAAUAUGUGGAAACCAAGUUUUCCAAAGAAUACGAAAAUCUAAUUUGUUUGAUAAGGGACGCACAUUUAAGUGAUGAAGAUAUAUCUUCUUUACUUAUUGAAGCCACAGAAUGUAUCUCUAUUCUCAAUCAAGAGUUGAGGUUAUUCGUAGAAGCUCUGCUUUCAAUAGAUUGGACUAAUAAAAAUGCUAUUGUGGUGUCAGAAUAUCAAUCAUUCAUAGUGAACCUAUUGUCAGCUCAUAACUAUCAUGCUAAGAUGGUUAUAGAAAAAUUGGUUAAACUCUUCAUACCAGAUCCCAAUGAACCAGAAUGGCCUGAAGGGGUUCCUACUGAUACUGAUUGUAUAAAAUGUGUCAAUAUUCAUUCAUUGAUAAAUUUAUUAUUAGCAGUAGUCCCUAUGUGUACAGAAUUGUUAAUAUCCUCAGUAACUAGUCAAUUUCCCUACUAUAACAAAUCAACACAUAUACAUGAGUAUUAUAUUCACAAUGUAUUAUGGAUAUUAGAGUAUCAGCCGAAAAUUCGCCCUGAUAUCUUGAGGUUACUUUUCUCCAAGUUAGUCAUAAUGGACGUGAACGCUCCCAGAGAAGAAAUAGAAAGGUAUCUCAAUGCUGAGGAAGAAAUGUUCAGUGUUGAUGAUGAUGUCAGAUCAGUUAAGACUUCAACUACAGCUUUUACUCAAGUAAAUAGACAUAGUUUAGCACACACUUUAGACAUUUGUCUUGAUAAAAUGUUUAACUAUGCAAUAUCUGAAUGUCAUGAUGCCAAUACAGGAGAAGUUGACUGGGAGAAAACAAAAACUUUGUAUCACAAUAUGAUACCAGUAUUUGAAAAAAUAAUUCUGCCAACAUAUAACACCCAUCAUGUUCAGUAUGUUAUGUUUUUGAUUUGCUGCUUCAAGGCUACCAUUGCAGAAGCCUUUUUGAAUUUCUUGUGGAAGAAAGUUUGUGAUCCAAAUAUGGCGCCUGUUUUGAGACAGGCGUCAGUGAAUUAUAUUGCAAGUUUGGUGGCUAGAGCAAACUUUGUCCCUCUAUCUAUGUUGAAGGGAACCUUGCAACAAUUGGCAGAGUGGAUACAUUUUUAUAUAUCUACUCAGGAGGAAAUAGAAUGUGUAAAUUCUGAUGUUAGGAUCCACCAGGUUUUCUACAGUGUAUGCCAGGCUGUGUUCUAUAUAGUUGCAUUUCGGCAUAAAGAUCUAGUGAAUUCUAAGAAAAAUAUUGUCUUUCUGGAGAGCUUAAACUUGGCGAAAAUGGUAACAAGUAGAUUGAAUCCCUUGAGAGUAUGCCAGCCAGUUGUUGCACAAAAUUUUGCGGCAAUUACACGAAAUUAUCAGUUGGCCUAUUGUUAUACUGUGAUGGAACAUAAUUCCAGGAAUGUUAUGCCAACAAUAUAUCAGAAUGAAAAAGGAGCAGUUGUUAUAUCCAAUAAUCUUUUGGAUGUGUUUUACCCAUUUGAUCCUUAUCUUCUUGAAAGGUCUGGAAAAAAAAUUCACCCGUUCUAUAGAGAUUAUGAAGAAGUUGUAGAGGAAAAUUUCGAUGAUACAGACAUGAAGGAAACAACUGAAGUUGACGAUUUUCUUUACAAUCAUGAACUCUCCAGUACUUCAAACUCUAAGUCACAAUCCCACAAGUUUUCUUAUGGAAGCUCACCUGGUUUCAAAUUCAAAGGUUGA